Molecule: messenger RNA, 4750 nt
Organism: Leguminivora glycinivorella
Lineage: Eukaryota; Metazoa; Arthropoda; Insecta; Lepidoptera; Tortricidae
Gene: Usp20-33
Product: ubiquitin carboxyl-terminal hydrolase 20
Exons: 20
Coding region: 239-3172 (977 amino acids)
Biological process (GO): protein deubiquitination
Molecular function (GO): zinc ion binding; cysteine-type deubiquitinase activity
Source: RefSeq, a predicted model, not a curated record
UUUCGCUCGUCACGAAAGGAGUUCGUGUUAUAGAAAAUUUCUGUAAUCUAAUUCAAUUAUUGUGUUUAAACCCGAAAUGUUUCAUUCUAAUUAUCAACAUUCUUUUGUUCCUACCCCGGACGGUAAUAAAAAUCCUUUUAACGCACCGUUGGCAUAAAACAUGUCCUUUAUUUACAAGUCCUCAGUGUAGCAAUAAACUUCAUAUUUACGUAUUUGUGUUAAAGUUGUUAUAAUCAUAAUGGAUAAGGGGGUGACGUGUGAACAUCUGAAUAAGCUCGCGGAGUAUCUCGGGAAGGAUUUGUGGCAGUCGAAAGAGAAUUUAACAUGCUUCGACUGCGGGUGUCCCGGACCGAACCUGUGGAUCUGUCUGCAGCCAGACUGCCAUCAUGUGGGGUGCUCCGAGGUCCGCAACGACCAUAGCACUUUGCACCAAAAGAGCCAACCAUCCCACUGCGUGCAUAUGAACGUAUCCACGGAACGGGUAUGGUGUUAUAUCUGCGAGAAAGAGGUCCACGUUCGAGCAGCGAUCGCCUACAAUAGGAUAAGUCCAGAUUCAACAAUGGAAGGCGAACCAGCCAGCGCUCGCGUCGGCACUUCCGGUCUCGUCACUACUGACGAUGAUGAUGAUGAUUUUCCUAGAGGUCUAGUGGGUCUCCAGAACAUGGGCAACACCUGUUACAUGAACGCAGCGCUGCAAGCUCUAAGCAACACGGCGCCCUUCACAUCGUACUUUCUAGAAUGUGCUGCCGCGGUCACAGUGCUCGCUGGCGACAAAAAACCUGGACUAGCGAGAGCAUACCAAAAACUAGUAAAAGAAAUGUGGAUCAUGAAAACCAGGGGAUAUAUCGUGCCGAACGGAAUCAUAUAUGGCAUUAGAAAUGUGCACCCGAUGUUCCGAGGAUACCAGCAGCAUGACACGCAGGAGUUCCUACGCUGUUUCAUGGAUCAGCUGCAUGAGGAGUUGAAGGAACCGGUAUGGGACAGUAUGCCAGAAGAUAAACUGGGCACAGAUGCGGAUGGCGACCACCAAGAGAGCAGGAAUGUACAUGUAAGACGUCGGGCUGCUUCGUCUGGAGCGAGCGACGCGCCCCUGUUCGCGCGCAUGCGCCGGAAUUCGCCCGCGCCCUCCACAUACAGCGACAGGACUGACCCGCACCUCAGGGUAGGGCAGUCAGAAACUGUGAACAGGCAUCGACGGUCAGCGAGCUUCGCGGGAACGCAGCAAACCGCUUACUCUGUACAAACACAUCACCAGAACCCUCUAGCGUCGUCAUCACGAGACGUGGGUUCAGAAUCGUCAUUGUCGUGUUCGAGCGAAGCUGAAGACCGUUACGAGACCUGCUCGAGUGGGGCUAGCGACGCCCCUGACCCACCCGUACACCACCCACCGAAACAAAGCGGUGGAGGCGACGGUGGCGCAGCGCGGUAUCGGAGCAUCAUUUCUGACGUGUUCGACGGAAAACUGCUGUCUUCCGUGCAAUGCCUCAUCUGUGACCGGGUGUCAACGCGCGUAGAAACAUUCCAAGACCUGUCCCUCCCGAUACCGUCACGAGAGCACCUCGCGGUGUUGCGCUCGCAGCCCGCGCUCGACCACCUACCAGCAGACCACGAAUCUUGGAUGUGGUGGAUAUUGAGCUGGCUUCGGUCCUGGUUCUACGGGCCAGUGGUUUCUCUGCAAGACUGCCUUGCUGCCUUCUUCAGCGCGGACGAGUUGAAAGGAGACAACAUGUACAGCUGUUCCCGUUGCAACAAGCUGCGCAACGGCGUGAAGCUGUCGGGUGUGGUCCGGCUGCCGGAAGUGCUCUGCGUGCACCUGAAGCGGUUCCGGCACGAGCUCAUGUUCAGCGCCAAGGUGGCCGCGCGCGUCUCCUUCCCGCUGCACGACCUCAACAUGCAGCCUUACACGCAUAAAGACUGCACGUCAAAGAUAACCCGCUACUCGCUCUGCGCUGUGAUCUGCCACACGGGCACCGCGGGCGGUGGCCACUACACCUGCGUGGCGCGAAAUCCGCGAGGCUGGUUCACCUUCGACGACCAGUCUGUCUCCCCGCUAGCCGCUCCCAUGUUGGACCAUACGGAGGCCUAUGUGCUGUUCUAUAGAAAAGUGAAUCCUCAAAUGACAGUGCUCCGGCAAAAAGCGGCCGAGAUAUUGGAGUCGGCGACAGUGGAGCCUAACGACAUCAAGUUCUACAUCUCCAAACAAUGGAUCAACAAGUUCAACACGUGGGCGGAGCCGGGGCCGAUCGACAACGGCGACUUCGUGUGCGCGCACGGCGGCCUGCGCCCCGACCGCGCCGCGCACCUCGCGCGCCUCGCCGCGCAGAUCCCGCAGGCGCUGUGGGAGUUCUUACAUGACAAGUUCGGCGGCGGGCCAGCGUGUUCUCACGUCCACGAGUGCGCCGUGUGCGCGCGGGCGGCGCAAAGAUUGCGCACGCGACGAGCGAGGGAACUGAAGGCUUUUUACGACUUGCACGCCAUCUUCCAGGAGCAGGACCGCCCUCGCGCGAUCUACGCGAUCAGCAUGCACUGGUUCCGACAGUGGCAGGCCUUCGUGAAGACCAGGAGUCAGCAGCCGCCGCCGCCUGUCGACAACUCGGGGAUUGUCACCACUCAGGAGAUCGACGGGGUGACAACCCACGUUCUAAAGCACGGAUCCGACCACGCGCAACUCAGCGAGGAGCUCUGGCGCUUCUUCACAGACAUCUACGGCGGCGGGCCCGAGGUCCCGCUCCGCUCCCCAGCCCCAGAACCCACACCCAACCACGCCCCGCGUCGCGCCAGCCGCAACUACUCCGAAUCCGACAAGGAAGACUACUGCACGAAAUCCACCUCCGAAUCUAACAUUAGGGACUAUGUCACUAGUGAACUACAGAAAAACCAAUCUCUACAGAACCUAAGACAAUCUAAAGUACCCAAAAUCGAGUCCGACGAAGACUUCAGAAGGUACAAAAGACUCGAACAGAACGGAAACUACGAUUCCGACGAGGAAAUGGAAGAUUACUCGGUCAAAGAAAAUGGCGUCGACAGUUCCGACCAUGACACCAACGAUAACCCGGUGUGCUUCGAGAAGUCCACGGAAGUCGAGCUACCGAAUCUAGACAGCAUAUCGCUCAAGAGCAAACCCUCGGAACACCGGAAAGUGAGGAGAAUGCGAAAGAGGACAGUCAAAUGAUUCUUUCUCGCUUUUCAGUUCGUUCAUAGGCUGAGACGGCGCGUCGCUAAAGAUUUCUCCUGAUGGCCUCUUGUCUACGCCUUUGUCAGUGUCGUUGAACAUUCCCGGUGUUCGGUGUUAAACUAUGUGCAUUUAAAACUUGGGUGUCACUUUGGUUACGUGAUAUUUUUCUAAAAACUAUUACUCGUUGCGUGAUCCGUCUGUUGUAUACAGGGUGUACAAAUAUAACACUUUUUAAGUAGUUUAAGUUCUCGCGCUUUGUACACAUAUUUAAAGUCCCACAGAGGCCGAACGCUAUUAAUUAACGUUAUUUUACCUUUUUCCCAACGUUUCAAAUAAUGUUAAUUAAUCGAGCAACCAGUGUGUGACUUUAAAUAGGUGUACAAAUUUAAAUAUUGAUAAGAUAGAUGGUGAAUAUUAUAUUUAUUUUAUUAUCUGUCUGAAAAUCGUAAAUAAUGAGUAUUUUUAUUAAUUUAUUUUUUAUUGUGAUGGAAUAAAGUAUAAGAAGUUCCAGACUGAAUCAGUAGAAGCUGAUUAUCCUGGUAAUUUCGAUUAUAUACAUAAAAAACGUAAACAUACAUGAAUUGUAUGAUGUUGAUUGAAAUUCAUAACGAAUAUGAAUAUUCUUUUUUUGUCGAUUUUAUAAACAUAUUAUAUUGUUUUAAUAACACUCUGUAUUAUGCAAUAGUUACAUUAUUCUACAGGAAAACAUAUUGAUCAAAAAUUAUUCUUGUCUCUUCUGUUUUGAACAGGUUUUUUAUAAUCCUCAGUUUAAAUAUAAAUAAAUAUUAUAGGACAUUCUUACACAGAUUGACUGAGGCCCACGGUAAGCUCAAGAAGGCUUGUGUUGAACCUCAAUAUUGGGCCUUAUGCAUUAAAAUAUACAUUCCGAUUUUACUACUUUGAACUGUAAGAAACUGCAUUUUUGGUUUGAUAAAAUUGUACCAAUUAUCUGAAAUCGCAUGCGAUUUGUAGCAAACACUUUUAACCACUAUGAGACUUUUUCAAACUACAAUGUUGGUUGUCCAUAAGAUAAAUAUUCUUAUUGAAGCUAAUAUGGAAAUUGCACCAUAUUCACGACAAUAAGUACCAUUUUGAAAUAUACACAUUCACUGCCGGUCAAAAAAAUAGCUCACUGCUACAGAAACCCGUCAUUGUCUAUAAAUCGUUAUCUUGUAUAGCGACAACCCGCCUAGCGGGUUGUCCCACAUCUGAGCAGAGUUCACGAGCGCCCGCAGGGCGGGUCCCUGGCAGUGAAUGUGUUCGGUACAAAAGACGGAUCACACGCGGCAAGCGGCCUCAGCGCCCCCUGGGGUUGGUAGUGUUUUAGUACAAUUUUAAUUUAGUUCAAAUUCAAGUCUAGCGAAUGUAGAUACUUGAAUGAAACUGUAUAUUACACCUGUAUAUCUGUACAUGUUACCCUGUAUAUUCAUGUUCAUAGUAAAAAUAAAAUUACUGACUGCAUUUCUUUCUUUUACCAUGGAUUAGGUAUUUAUUUUGUUUUCUGGUUCUAAGUCUGUGUUAUUUGUUAAAGAAUUGAUCAGCAAUAAAAUAUAUUACAAAAUUUAUUGGCUGCAA